This is a messenger RNA of Solenopsis invicta (red fire ant), 7081 nucleotides long. RefSeq lists its product as uncharacterized. Bases 262 to 4398 code for a protein of 1378 amino acids. Gene Ontology annotation, molecular function: S-adenosylmethionine-dependent methyltransferase activity; tRNA binding. Gene Ontology annotation, cellular component: cytoplasm; nucleus. NCBI's taxonomy places the organism in Eukaryota, Metazoa, Arthropoda, Insecta, Hymenoptera, Formicidae. The transcript is spliced from 7 exons. Gene Ontology annotation, biological process: tRNA wobble uridine modification. The record is from RefSeq and is a predicted model, not a curated record.
AUCCGCGCGACGCCGAUUUCGCGCGAGCAGCACCAGAACCAGCACCAGUACCAGCCGACGCUGCCACCGCUGCCGCUGCCGCCACCGCCGACCCCGACCCGCUGCCGACCUCGCCGCCGCCGUUGUCGCUGCCACCGCGCUGCUGCACCCUCUUACCGCCACAGCAGCGUAUCUCACCGCGAGCAUGAAGAUUCCGCCUCUCUCAUGACCCAGCAUUGUGAGCGCACAUGUGGACGAGGGUAAAUCACCUUAGCGAGAGGGAUGUCUGAGAGCGACGGAGAGCAUGCAGCUCGCUCGGUGGCCUUAGAGCAAGCCUAUGUCCACGAAGUAUACGAGCAAUGCGCCGAGAAGACCACACAAAAUAAACACUGGCCACGAGUAUAUCAGUUUCUUCAAGAUCUUGAACCGGGUGCUCUCGUCUGUGACAUCGGUUGCGGCAACGGAAAAUAUCUCAGCGUAAAUCACAGCGUUUUCAAGAUAGGGGUGGACCGAUGCAAGCGUUUCACGGACAUUGCGCGCGAGAAGGAAAACGAGGUUCUAAUCUGCGAUAAUUUGGCUCUACCAUUCCGAGAAGAGAGCUUCGAUGCGGUGCUGUCGAUCGCCGUGGUGCAUCACUUCGCCACCACGGAGAGGAGGGUACAUGCGUUGAAGGAGUUGGCGCGGGUCCUUAGAAUCGGAGGUCGACUCGUUAUAUCCGUUUGGGCUAUGGAACAAAAGCAUAGAAAGUUUGAAUCGCAAGAUGUUCUAAUACCGUGGCCCAAAUCGCAUUGCAUGAGCGCAGCGUCAGACGGCAUAAAGCAUUCGGGUGUGUCAGACAGUAACGAGAAACGAGAUGAUGAUGCUGCACAAAAAAAUCCGUCAUUCUCUAAAAGAAAUAGCCAACGAAAAUGUAAAAGCAAGAGUUAUUGGAUCGAUCCGAUAUUCAGCUUGUCACCAUCCACCAGUAGUCUCUCUAGCCCAAAUGAGACCUGUUAUAGUUGUUUCCGGCGAGCGUUGCAGAAAUUAGCGAGGAGCAGACGCGGAGGUGGCGGUCGUGCAUGGUUCCCUGGAAGUUGGCAGAGCGGUACUAAGAGUCGGCGACUCUACGAUCCUGAAGACACGACUGACGUGGACGAGUUGCCAAUCGAAUUGCGCCGCGUAGAGACCACACAUACGCUGACGAUGACGAACAAGCAUUCCGCGGAUACGUUGAGCAUCAAGUCCAAAAGCUUGGGUGAUAUCCUGGAGAUUGAACGGCUCGAUUUGGUGCGUUCCCGGUCCAGCAUCCCAGGUUUCUAUUCAACAUCCGAACUAAUCCUGGACGAGCGAUCGGUCUCGUCGUCGUCGAGCGGCUCAAAGCCGCGGCUGGUGAAACAGAAGUCAUAUGUAGAGGAAAUCGGUUUGGAAAAUUCCGAAGACACUGCCAUUGAAAACCUGAUCAAGGAUCUCCCGGACUUCUCCUGCCAGUCAUUGCAUAAACGUAGCAUACCUUUAAAGCAAAGCUCGAUGAACGAGGAAUUGAUGUCGGCGGAACGGCAGGAGGAGAAAGAACGAGUACGCAGAAAUAUCAUGAAGCAGACAUCGUUGAACGAAGAGCUCAUUUGCAAGUGGCGAACAUUUGAGGCGCUCAAGGAUUCGAUCAGCCCGGUGAGCGCCAGUCGGCGUUUCCAACUGUUAAAAAAUGGACUGACCAGCAAAAUCAAGCGCUCCACAACGAACAUCGAAAAGGUCUCUAGCAUGUCAAUCAAGAACGGUUUCGUUCGGAUGCUGCAGGGAUGGAAAUCCUGCGAGAGUGAAUCGACCGCUACGGAAGAAGCGACAACAAAGUCGAAGUCAACGGACAAUAAAGUACAACCGGUAACACUGGUGAAACGUAGUAUCGAGGGUGUCGAACGUCGUCUCUCACGCGAAGACGGUUCAGAUUCGUCCAAGGACAGCAGUCUGCAGAGCGACACUAGCGUCGACUCCGAGGACAGCUUCGCAUCUGUGAUUUAUGUGCCGAAGCAGGAUGUCGCCGUCGCGGCAUCGCCGGCGUCGUCCACGAUCAAUGAGGUUCCUUCCGCGCCGCGACCGGCAGCGUUGCAGCUCGGUACGACUUCGGCACCGCCAUCACCGCGUGUUAAGCAGCCACUGGACGGUGGUCAAUCGUCUAGAUUUAAAGUGAUCAACGUGUCACCAUUGCUGAAACAGCAAUCUGUCACGAAUACAAGUACGCAUGUCGGCGAUACGACAAAACCUAGUGGAACGACUGUCAUUUGUAAGGAAGCACCCGAUAACACUUUACAAGCAGCGGCGUCAGAUCUCCGUCUUAUAUCAGAACCAGUAGAACCGGACACCACGUCGUUGAUACGUCCCUUGAACGAUGUUACUAAAGUAGUCGGUCGCGAACCAAUCGCAAACGAGGACGACAGCCGAAAAGCUAGACUGAACCAAAUCAAGGAGCUGCUCAUAGCAAAGCCGGGCUUUGCGACACGCUCCAGACCGUCAUUUCCAUUGGUCAGGCGUGCCUCCACAGCGGCUUCGGGUCGUCUGGAGACAGUCACGAGGAUCUUGCCGCGUUUGUUAUCCCUGGAAUUGUUCAAUCCAGAGACUGAUGACUUAGACAGUGAUUCCAGCGGUGUCUCGUCGCCUGAGUCAGUCGGUUCUGUAAUCAGCGUUACAUCGGAUGAACGGUAUAUCGCGAGGAGGGGGGCUGAAGAGAAGAAAAAUAACGCACAGACAGAUGAGAGUCUUUCCAAGUCAAAUGGAGACGAUAUAUCUAAGAGGACGAAGGAAACGGAAAGUAGUAUACGUGACGAUGAGUCGUUGAGUAUGGAAACAAUAACGUCACUCGAGGAUUUAACUACACCUCUGGAUCCUUCACACGACAACUCGUCCGCGGAUUUCGAAGAUGACACGCUCCUUGCGGAAACCGAAAAUAUACGCGACAUUUCUCAAGAUAAUGUAAGAACUAAUACGAUCUGUCCUACGUCGCGCAUUCAUUUGGAAAGCGAAAAGUCCAUCUCUUCACAGUCAAUGAGGCUUCUGGAGGCCGCUGCCAACGUGGCGAGCUCGCUGGAGGACGCCGUGGGGACGGCGAUUCAACACAAUGUCCAAGUGGAACAAUUUUCGCAAGCUGCACAACGGCGGAAUAAUGAUGGCAUCUGGUCGCAGUCGAGUGUGCGAACGCGAGCGUACUUGAAGCAGGAUUGUAAAUCCGCUUCGGUAGAUUUGGGCGGUUAUGCUAACGAAUCGAGCAGCGAUCUUAUACGAGAUAUCAGUCGGUACUGCCAGAACUCGUCGUUCGAUUUUUUCGAAGUCUGUCAGACGUCGAGAACCACGUCGUCGUCAUCGGACGUCGCGGAAAAUACCUUGGAUGUAGAAUCGAAUACCACAGCCUAUUGGGACGGAUGCAAUCAAGUACCUAAGGAAACUUCGUGGAUCGUAAAUGAAGCGUAUGAUGGGAGUGGACGCGACAAGUUUGUCAAUGUGGUCCAAUCGAAACCGACCCCGAAAUCCUCCAGAUCUCUCUGCGAGGAUGCCGUUUUUGAGUCCAAAUUCGACUGUAAAUUUCCAUGUAAUUCCAAGUACGAAGUUGAGCUCGAAGCCGAACCCAAAACUACAUUCAUAUCCAAAUACGACGAAAUGUUUAGAGUCAAUCACGAAGAUAAAUUAAAAACUAAAGUCGAACUUGUAUCCAGAUUCAAUCCCGAAUCCAAUAGUAAUCUCAUAAGUGAUACCAAAAAAUCGUUUAUCAAUGCUGAAAGCACGCUCAAUCUCCAAUCCGGAGCAGGACCUAAACCCAACGUCAAUCAGGAGCAUUGUCGCUCCGCCAACACUUCGUCAUUGUUGCACAGCAACUCGGACGACACGUUGGACUUUGUGAUGGUGUCGAAGACGGGCGAGUUCGAGGAGGCAGUGGAAAACUCGAAAGUAACCGGGAAAUGGCGCUCCUCUCAGAGCAGGUUGUCGAUGGACUCGAGCGACGUGGGCGACUCUCUGAUAGAGAACACGGCGACGAGCCUGAGCGACGGCAGCCAAGCAGAGUCGACAGCGAGACUGUUCACCGGCAGCACGGUGUCAUUAGUAUCGAAUCCGAAUAUAGAGAACACUCGUCGGAGUUCGAUGGAACGACGAAGACUGCAAGAACGCGGCCGUUCGUUGGACGAGAUGUCGAGCGAGACGAAGAGGCGAAGCGCCCCGGGCUGUCGAGUCACCGCAAGCACCGAUACCUUGAGCAAUGCCUCGUCCCAGGAAUCGUUGCCCUCCGAUCGUGGCGGCGGUUCCAUUACCUAUCACCAAUAUUAUCACGUCUUUCGGGAAGGCGAGCUGGAUCAGCUGAUCAACAAGUACGUAGAGAACCUGCAUAUCAUUUCAUCGUAUUAUGACCACGCCAGCUGGUGCGUCGUCGCGGAGAAAGUGCAGGUCUGGACUAUAUGACUUCGGAUACGGAUCAUCGUGUGAAGGACCAGUGGCUGCCGCGACUCGUUCUCGGCCGUCUUCGCCAAGUUGUACCGGGUGUCUCGAUAGGAGAUGUCAGCCAGAAGGGAUCAACUAGGUUUCAAUCUUAUGAAAAUUCGCAUCUGCUUAGUUUCACUUUUCAGUCGAGAAUAGUUCCCGGUCUACUAAUUUAAGAAAAUGAAUUGCAAAUUUAAGAAACUGGGAAUAUAAUAUUUCUAAAUCCUUUCAUUUUUAAUGUUUAACACGGUUCGCACCAUUUGGGAUUUGGAUUACGAAAUGACGCGUUGAAAAGAACUCUUACUUUCGAGAUAAAUGUACUGAUCCCUUUUUUUUGGGGCACACAGUACACUCCGGUGGAUGGAUUAAAUGCGAUUAAGCAUGAGAAAUCUCGGUUCGAGUGCGAGGCUUAUGACUCUAAAUUCAUAGAUCUAAUAAGAGUCCAAGGAUCUCAAAAUUCAGGGGUCCAAGAAUCCAAGGAUUUAAAGGCUCAAGGAUUUUAUAAUAAUCCAAGUUAACGCGAGUUUAAUCACGAGUUGACUUUCUAACGGUCCGUUCUCAAAAACUCUGCGACGACCUAUAUCGCUAUUGAAAUAUCGCUUUGCGCUCGUUGAACAUUCCUUUCACGUUUAUCUCAUAACAAGAUUUCUCUGUCCGUGAUGUCACUGAAGUGAUGUGUGAUGUAGAAAUAUAACGUUAAAGUAACAAGAAAGAUUAAUGAUAGACGAACCAACACAAUUGAAUUUAUAUGUCAUGAAAUAUCCAACAAUAAAAUAAGGCGAAUUUAAAAGAGUACUUAUCAAUAUUCCUUUUAGUUGAUUUCUACUAAUUACUACAAUAUUUUUUCAUGUUCACAACUCGUUUAACUUUAGCUUCACUUCAGGGACGUUUAGGACUGUUCAUUUCAUUUAUCGGACUCGCACAUCUCGGAACAACGAUUGCAGAAAGCACGAUUCUUCGAGGACACAACGAAGUAAAAGAGGGAGAAAGGGUAUUAGUUGCUCGAAGAAUGUUCGAUUUUCUCGAAGAGUGGUGCGAUCUGAAUGUACUUGCGUUAAGCGUAAAAGUUCAGAAAAAUUCAGAAACGGCAAUUGGCUCCCGACUGUGGAGCGUAUUUUCUAGCUUCUCGAGGAACCGACAAUAUCCGAACGCUUGAACGUAGAUAUACCUCAAUAAUGCGAACGUUCCACUUCCAGAAAUGUAUACAUGCGUACUAUACAUGCAUACGUUUAAUACACAUGUCUGCGUACAUACACGUACUAGGGUGUCCCUUAUUUGUAACAAAUUCUCGCGCUGUGAUGGAAGAAACGCAUUGGCGAAUUAAAUUAUCGACAACAAAAUUAGAUCAGCGAGAGAAUGAGAGUAAUAUUUCCAAUUUGUAGAAGAAAAAAUGUCAAAGGUGAGAUAUUUGCAAUAAUAGAACUCAAGCAAUUAAGGGAUAUCUUAAUACACAUAUCCCUGUCUACACACAUAUACACAUAUACACGAACACAUACGGCAUACGUACGUACACAUACGUGAUACAUAUAUAUUAGGAUAUAUAAGGAUUCAAGGAUCCAAUGAUCUGAAGAUUGAAUGCUCAUAUCCUUGGAUUCUUCACCCUAAGUUCUUCAAUCGUUCAAUUUUUACCUUAUAGAACACUUUUAUUACCGACUUCUUUCGUUCCAUGAAUCCUCACCUUUUCGGAAAUCCUUGCUUUUCCCGAUUAAGUCUCCAAUUCUCCUUGAACAUUUUAGUCUACGCAAUUCUUAGUUCUGUAAUCCUUUUAAGCCUAAAACACACAAAAGAGAUUCGAUAGCCUGUUGUUGUAUUUGAUAAUUUUUAAAUUUGUACACUAAAGCAUUCGAUUGAAGAUCCAAGGAUCCAAGCAUCCGUUUACGGUACCGUAUACUCACACGUCGCAUAGAGCAGGGCAUAAAUGUAAUCUAAGCUUCGUUAUUUUUAUGAUCUCAAUUAAUUAUCGUAGUCGAGAAUGAAGUUUUUAUCAUGACCCUUUAACCGGUGAACCAGAUGUAACUCCUUUGCACCAGAAAUAGGUACCUGUAAUAAAAUUGCCGAAUGAAUUUCACGAUCAUCAUGGAACAAAUUCUCAUAAGAUUGUAUAUCGAUAGUGAUAAUAGAUACUCGUAUCAGAUCGCUAAAAUUUAAACGAAAUAUUAUAUUAAGAGUUUUUUUAAGAGCAAGGCGGAUAAUUUGUAAUUUUCGGCAUACAAUAUGUGACAGACAUGAACUAAAGAAAACGAAAAAAAGAAAAUUAAACGUAAGGACAAGGGCGAGCUUUGGGAUUACUGGUUAAAGGGUGAUUUGAUCAAGAUAAACAAGCUACUGUUCCAUUUUCGGAGAACCGUUUGGUUAGCCAAACGCAUUUAACAAGUAGUCGACGAUGUUCUUUUCUAAUUUAUGGAAUGAUUUUCAUUUGUACUCGUUUCGAAGAAGGAAACGCGUAUCAGAAGCGUGCGUGUGUGCGUGUAUGCGUGAGAAAGAGAGAAAAAUAGAACGCGAGAGAGAGAGAGAAAGAGAGAGAGAGAGAGAGAGAGAGAGAGAGAGAAAGGGUAGACCAAAAAUGCAAUCUCGAGAACGAGAGAGAAACCGGUGUAAAUAUGUAAAAUAAAGUGUUCCUGACAUAAACGCACAGAUCGUCAGAAGGCAUAGCUCCGUCAAGUGA